CGAAUGGCUCGGGAUGGUCUCGCGCUAACUCAUUCUUUGCAAGAAAAUAUAAAUGGACAUGAUGGUUGUAAAAAUAUUUACAAAUACACAAGAUAUUCGGCCGAGAUUUGCAUGCUCUUGCCGUGGUGAUGAGCGAAGGUGAUAGCCAUGCUUUUGAAGCGAUAAAAGAUGUCGAAACAGGCACGACCAAACUUGCCUGGAAUGGAAAAGAUGGGACAGAAAAAGUCAUUUGAUCAAAACAUCGACCAAGAUUGGCAGCAUUUUACAGCUGGGGCCGGCGCGAGUGCCAUCAAUAUUCUGGCUACAUAUCCCAUAUUUAAAGUAACUUUUCGCCAGCAAAUUGAUGGAUCGAGGUUACGCGUGGCUAUGGCUCAGAUUAGGAACGAAGGUUUUCGUUACCUGUACAGAGGCGUGCUCCCACCAUUGUUACAAAAGGGUCUGUCGGUGUCUAUCAUGUUUGGACUUUAUCACAGGUUUAAAAGAGAUCUCAAUCACACGUUUCCAAAAGUACCCACGCCGAUUAACAACAGCGCUGCAGCAAUUUUUGCAGGAUCUGUCGAGGCGAUCCUGACGCCGUUUGAACGAGUUCAGACUUUGCUCUCGCACAGGAAACACCACGAUCGUUUCCUGAACACGUUUCACACUUUCCGAGAAUUACGAGUGUAUGGCUUCCAAGAGUACUAUCGCGGUCUCACGGCAAUCCUUCUACGAAACGGUCCAUCGAAUGCGAUCUUCUUUGGAUUCCGUGGCUCUCUAAAAGAUAUCUUGCCCGAUGCCCAAACCAGCCUGGACAAUACCAUACAGGAUUUUAUAUGUGGUGCGUUACUAGGGGCAACCAAUAGCACCAUCUUCUACCCAUUGUCUGUUGUAAAAACCAACAUGCAAAAACAUGUUGGUGGGGAGUUUUGGAGCGUCAAAAGGACAUUUCAAAGUAUUUUUGAGAAUCGGUCUCGCAGUUUAAGAAAAGUCUAUAGAGGAGCUGUCAUUAAUUGCUCAAGGGCUAUAGUGUCAUGGGGUAUUAUUAAUGCUUCUUUCGAAAUGAUAUUAUCGGGACUUAGGCUUAUUAGCUGAAAUGAAUAAUAUAUUGUCUUAGCCUUUUAAUAAUAUAUCAUGGAUGUUUUUAAAAGAAUUGGUGGCAUGGAUAAAGAAAUGAAUUGUAUAAAUUUAUCAGAUUAUGGAGCUUGAUAUUUCUAUGAAAUGAUAUUAGCUUCAAUCAACCAUCAAAUCAUAGAAAAUGAGAGUGAGUAAUUUAAUUAUGUUAGUAAAAACAAGAAAGGAAACAACAUUUUGAAAAGUUUUGACUUUUGACUAUUUAUAUGUGAAAUCUUCACCAUUUGCUAAAUUUGCUAUUUAUUACCUAGUAGAUAGUCAGUAUCUAUUAGCUAAUUGAUAGGGUGUAGCAUAACCAAUGGUAGUAUAUGCAAUA
Messenger RNA from Dendronephthya gigantea, 1426 nucleotides. Its product is annotated as solute carrier family 25 member 51-like. The record is from RefSeq and is a predicted model, not a curated record. NCBI's taxonomy places the organism in Eukaryota, Metazoa, Cnidaria, Anthozoa, Malacalcyonacea, Nephtheidae. The coding region runs from base 169 to 1071 and encodes 300 amino acids. The transcript has a single exon.